CUCCACGGAAGGCAGAUUGCUCAAAGGCCACCCAGCUGGACACAAGAAGGACCGAGAGGGAUGGAGACAGAAGAGAAAGCAUCAGCAGCACAACUGAGGCUUAGAGGCAUUCACUGGGAACCUGCUCAAAAGUAAUUAGCCCCCAGGCACGGGAUGCAGACACAGGCUACUGGCUGUGGAGACUGCACCGGUCCACCCUUCCGGUCCACCCUUCGCCACGCCCUGAACGACCGUGCCAACAUGACCCUGCAGUGCACCAAGUCAGCUGGACACUGGAGGAUGGUGGUGUGGGAUGAAGAAGGCUUCCAGGGCCGACGGCAUGAAUUCACAGCUGAGUGUCCCAGUGUCCUGGAACUUGGUUUUGAGACGGUGCGAUCUCUCAAAGUCCUGAGCGGAGCGUGGGUAGGCUUUGAGCACGCCGGCUUCCAAGGACAGCAAUAUGUGCUGGAGAGGGGCGAUUACCCGGGCUGGGAUGCCUGGGGUGGCAACACAGCCUACCCUGCGGAGAGGCUCACCUCCUUCCGGCCUGUGGCCUGCGCUAACCACCGCGACUCAAGGCUGACCAUCUUCGAGCAGGAGAACUUCCUGGGCAGGAAAGGCGAGCUGAACGAUGACUAUCCCUCUCUGCAGGCCAUGGGCUGGGACGGCACUGAAGUGGGCUCCUUCCAUGUUCAAUCUGGGGCGUGGGUUUGUUCCCAGUUUCCUGGCUACCGAGGUUUUCAGUACAUCCUGGAGAGCGAUCACCACUCAGGUGACUACAAGCACUUCAGAGAGUGGGGCUCCCAUGCUCACACCUUCCAGGUGCAGAGUGUGCGCAGAAUCCAGCAGUGAGCACGCACUGGCGACCUGGGGUGCCUGCGAAACGACUGGGUGACUGGCCGGAGGAUGUGGCUGCUCUUGGUUCUGGCUACCCUUGUGUCCUCUGGGAACCCCACAUCCCUGUCAGCCAGCCCAUGCCCCGCCAGCUCAUGGAGCUCAAAGAAAUAAAAUGAAAAACAAAAGACUCAGUA
Mus musculus (house mouse) is the source of this 1010-nucleotide messenger RNA. It is a transcript of the gene Cryba4, whose product is annotated as crystallin, beta A4. NCBI's taxonomy places the organism in Eukaryota, Metazoa, Chordata, Mammalia, Rodentia, Muridae. The transcript has 7 exons. The coding region runs from base 154 to 831 and encodes 225 amino acids. The record is from RefSeq and is a predicted model, not a curated record. Gene Ontology annotation, molecular function: structural constituent of eye lens; identical protein binding. Gene Ontology annotation, biological process: camera-type eye development; eye development; visual perception.